GUUGUUGUAGUGACUUGCUCAUAGAGAUUUAGGUGGAGUUUUCUUUAGGGUCUGCUUGGAUCAUAAGGCUGCUCUCUGCUUUCCUUUCUUUCUUUUUCUCUACAGAUCUAUCUCGUUUCCAUUCACACACAUUUUAUUUACCCCAGUCUGUUUUUUUUCCCCUCAGGCUACCAAAGCCAUUGCAGAAAGAUCUUUUUGCUUAGCAUUUAAAGUGACUGGAAAAGACCCAACAGCAAGAUGGUUCAGUAUGGUCUGGAUUAUACCCGCUGCAGGUGGAUCUUGCCUCUUCUGCUGGGCUUAGCAAUGAUCUUUGGCAUCAUUUCACUAGCUGGUUGGGGCUGGAUAACCUCACAAAGUGGUCCAUUUGUGAGUGAAGGCUCAUUAUGGAGAUUAUGCUCUUUAGAAGAUGAUUGGCGAUGUACAUCUCUCAUGGAUUUUGCUUGGGGUAGAGGUGCAGCUGGUACCUUCUUAGUUGGAUUUGUACUCAUCUGCAUCUGCUUUGCCUUGUCCAUCAUUGCCUUUGCCAUCCCGACACUUCGCUUCAACUUCAUUAGAGGCAUAGGAGGCUUGUGUUUUGUUGCUGCCAUAUUCUCAUUAAUGGGCCUUGUCAUCUAUGCUGUAAUGAUUUCAACACGUGUGGUCUUCCCAGUAAAUACCGUACAUGUAUUUGAUUGGAGCUAUGGAUUUGGGUGGACCAUGUGCAUCAUGGCAAUAGGUCUUGGAUUCUUCUUUUGUUGUCUCCCCCUCUAUGAAGAUCAUAUUUUGGGAAAUGUCAAACCUGAAUUUUAUUAAAAUCUCCUAGAAAGAGCAGCAGGGUCAUCAUAGGGAGUCCCUGGUUGUUUAGGGUCCAAAGAAGUAUACAGACAUACCUACAGUAUCAGCUCAAGUCCAAUAUGCAAGAAUAUUAGAAUACAUAGAGGUUUAGCAGCUCAAAAAAAAAGUAUUAAUGAGAAUUGCUCUCAAUUCUUGUUAAAGUGAAUUUAUUUUUUGAA
Molecule: messenger RNA, 992 nt
Organism: Notechis scutatus (mainland tiger snake)
Lineage: Eukaryota; Metazoa; Chordata; Lepidosauria; Squamata; Elapidae
Product: p53 apoptosis effector related to PMP-22-like
Biological process (GO): cell-cell adhesion
Cellular component (GO): cell-cell junction
Source: RefSeq, a predicted model, not a curated record